GGUGUGUGUUUCAGGGGAGUUGAGGUGGGCCAGUUGGUUGCCAGGGAACCAAGUUUGGGUGUCGCUCAUGUUACACAGAUCUCUGUGUCUCCGGUCGUUUUCUCUGUCUCUCUCUGUGUCCUGGACAGGAACCGUCUCUCCAUCCCCAACUAUUGGAUGCUGUCUUGAGGACUUAUCAAAGACAUUUUUAUUGAAAACAUCUUUCUAGACACACUCAUCGCCUACGCUUCCCAGCUGUCCUCUGUGGCUGUCAGGAUGCAGCAGUUGGUAUUGAAGGUCCUGUGUUCCACACUGCUGCUUCUAGCUGGGGUGCCCUAUGUGUACUCACAGUCAGAUUGUUCCCAAGCGGAGUCAUGUGACUUGUGCGUUGGAGACUCCAUGCUCAACCUGACAGGCUGCGUCUGGAGGCUUUGUCCAGAUGGUAAUGAUACGGGGGUGUGUCUGACUGAUGAGGGCGACUCAGCAGACACCUCCAUGAACUGCAGCUGGACCAGAGUGUCCGAACUGUGCACAGUUGUAGAGACGGUGGCUGAGGGAGGAGGCGAAGGUGACUCAGGUGAUGGCAGUAACUCGUCUCCAGAGUUCUCCCAGGCCAAGUUUGACAUGUCCAGUUUCAUCGGCGGCAUCAUCCUGGUGCUGUGCCUGCAGGCGGGCGGCUUCUUCGCCAUGCGUUUCCUCAAAUCCAAAGAGCAGAGCAACUAUGACCCCAUAGAGCAGCCACAGUGAAGUCAAGACGUGUGAAGGACGAGCAGAUGAGUGUGCAGGACGUCAGAGCAGUGACUCAUCGACUUGUGACUCCGAGAUAUUUUUUCUCUCUCUCCUCCUCAGCCCGUCAUUUUCAGUGUGGUCCCCAUGUGUACCCCUGGGGGAUGGGUGUGUUUAUAAGAGGCUAAUUUGUUCCUCAGAUUGCCGCGUUGUGUAACGAGUGUGUGCAUGUGUUCACUGUGUAUAGCACCGCAAGUAGUCGUACAGUAAGACAAAUGGGAAACAAAUGGGCUCUGAUUGUUGCAGCGAAUUAGCUCUGCAAUCGAAACCCAACAUUAAUCUUCACAGAAACUAAUUUAACAAGUUAAGAGUUUGUCCUCUUACAAAACAACAAGGCUGUAUCAAAUGUCUCAACUGUGUAAACAGUACAGUGCAGUAAUGGGAAAGGGUGAUAUGUAGUCAGGAGGUCAGACAAGGUUAUCAGAGGCAUUUUUAACUUUUCCCAAAAUGAGAUUGUGGAACUCAAUUUUGUCGAUGAGUACUAGUCGUGUUUUUCUGAAACCAAAAGUUAGAAUAUAUGCAUCUUAGUUUUUUAUGUAUUAACUUGUAGUGAAUGAAAUGUUUUGUCUGGGAAUGUUUAGGCGACAUGAGCAUUCAAGGUUUACACUUUCUAACAUAACAUCUAAGAAGUAGUCCUUCAAACUUGAAAAGCUCUGAUCUGACGUUAAUACUCCACUACUUUGAUUUGUGUGUGUUUUUUGAAUUGUCAAGAGCUUUUUUGUAAGUUCAUUUUCAUGGAGACUUCAGUUUUGAUUGCUCUGAUUGACGUACCAGCUCUAACCCUUUAAUAACAGAUCACAGAGAUAUGAUGGGACACUGUUUACUUGUGUAAAUAGUGAUAAUGAAAUAAUGAAAUGUUUGGAUUUUUUUGUGAUGCCAUGAGAAUGAAAAAAUAAAUGAGAAUCUCAGUG
Hippoglossus stenolepis (Pacific halibut) is the source of this 1676-nucleotide messenger RNA. It is a transcript of the gene cd164l2, whose product is annotated as CD164 sialomucin-like 2. The transcript has 6 exons. NCBI's taxonomy places the organism in Eukaryota, Metazoa, Chordata, Actinopteri, Pleuronectiformes, Pleuronectidae. The coding region runs from base 256 to 726 and encodes 156 amino acids. The record is from RefSeq and is a predicted model, not a curated record. Gene Ontology annotation, cellular component: cytoplasmic vesicle.